AUGCCUUACAACAAUAAUGGUAACGAAAAACCACCUCUUCGUCAGGCUUUAGAUCCUAUCUCAUCUCCUUACAUGUCAUCAAUCAACGGGACUUUGUCAAUAGCGAAAGAAGUAUUGAUGGGCUCGUUCCAAUCUGAACAUCGCAGAUCAGAAAGUACUAGAAUCCUAUCUGAUCUUGCACCAUCACUCAUGCAACCUCGAUUCUUGAACGCUGCUAAUACAUAUGGACCAUCAAGAUCACUUGGUAAACCGCCCAGUAGACCAAAUUCAUUACUUCGAUUACCCACUUCCCUUCCACAAGGUUUAUCGAAUAUUGGUACUCAACAAACUUCCUCUUCUUUAGCUAUCCUAGAGGCUGUCGAUCGGCUAUCUUCGCUGUCGCUGGAUAAUACAGGUUCUGGAAGCCAAGAAGAAAUUCCAAGUCUGAUAAAGGGUUUCAAAGCUACCAUACCUUCGUCGGAAUUAGCAAAGCAACGUAGAAGAUUGAUUAGAGGCGGAUUGGUUGAUCAAGAUAUGGGAUCGGAGAAACUGGGUUUGAAGAGAUUGGGAGAUAGGGCUCGAGGACUUCUGACAGAAAGAGGAGAAGAGGAGGAUGACGUAUCUGAAUUAGGCGUCGGGAAGAAAGCUAAGAGAAGGAAGAGACAGAGGGAAAGUAGAAGGAUAAGUGAAGGUAGACAUUUAGAAGGGAAAUUAAAUUUGGAAGAUUUGGUUCAACAAGCAGAUGAGAUACAACAGGAUAAGGAGAAUCUUCACGUCAGACAGUCCCUCAUCCACGCGGAAAUACUGGAAGUCGCAGCGAAAAUCGAUGUUUUGGAAGAUAUACGUCGGCGGCUGGAAACUUCCCUGUUACACCUGCAAGAAGAAGAUUUGGAAUUAGAUGAUGAGUUGGAAGGUGUUCAAGAGCUGAUGGCUUCCCCAGCUAUCAAGUCUGCAGCUGGCACCAGAGCUUUACCAUCAUCUACAGCCGCAGCUGUCAGUAAGAAAAGCUCAAGAAGGAGGAAAGGUCCUGCGUUCUUACCUUCAGAACAUGAUGAUUUACCUUCUGGAGUUGCCUUUAUGACCUUGAAUGGACAUGCUGCACCUAUAACUGCCUUAGAUUUCAACGAACCAUAUGGAAUGCUCGUGACAGCAGGUCAAGAUGAUAUAGUUAAAGUAUGGGAUUUAUGCGAUGGAGAAGAAAUGGGACAACUCAGGGGUCACACAGGUCUUGUGAAAGCUCUUCAAGUGGAGGACACUUUAUGUUUGACUGGAGGCGCAGACGGUACAGUGAGAUUAUGGGACUUGAGGAUGGUAGAAGACUACGAAGAAAGGCUACAGUCACAGCUUGAGGAGCUGGCCAGACAAGAUCCAUUGGAAAGGAUAGCAGGUCAAAGAGCUGCUGCUGAAGAAGGUAGAGAGGAAGAAGAAUUUGAAUGGGAAGAAGGUCCCAGUGGUAUUACACAAGCUAGUCAAAUCGAGAUCAGCAGCCCUUGCGUGCGAACUUUGGAAGGACAUAGCAAGAGUGUGACAGCAUUAUACUACGAGGACGGCUGUUUGGUCACCGGAUCAUCGGACAAGACCAUUAGACAGUGGGAUGUCGCCACUGGACAAUGUAUUUUAACGAUGGAUAUAUUAUGGGCAAUCUCAAAUCCACCUCCUGCACCUGUAGCGGCCCCAGCUCCGCCUCCUAGACUCAAGCAUCGAUCAUCGACCUCCUUUGGCUCAAUACACUACGACGAUAUUCUUCCUUCACCUGGAGCUUCUUUUGCCGGCAUGUCGGGUUCAAGCUUGCUGAGUGCAGUCGCGGGAAACCACUUCGCAAUUCCAACACCACCAUACGCAGAUGGCUCAUGGGAGAUGUAUCAAGAUUUCGUGGGUGGAGUCCAGUUCUGGGGUUAUGCUUUGGCCAGUGGAAGUGGAGACGGUGGAGUCCGAAUGUGGGAUAUGAGAACCGGUCAAGCCCAUAGAACUCUAGUUGGACAUACAUCACCUGUGACAUGUCUUCAAUUCGAUGAACUCAACAUCGUUACGGGCAGUUUAGAUAAAACCAUUCGAAUAUGGGACUUACGAAUGGGACAAGCUGCCGAAGUCCACAAAUUUGAAUAUCCAGUCACAGCUCUUCAAUUCGAUAGUAGAAAAGUCGUGGCAUGUACAGGAGAAAAUGGAGUCGAAGUGUAUAAUAGAACGACACAUCAACAUUCAAGAUUGAUUACCAAUGGACAUAUCAAGCCUGCUGAAAAGAUGAGAUUCAUAGAUAAAUACCUGGUUUCAGGUGGUAGAGAUGGUUCUGCGAAAGUCUGGGCCAUGUAA
Kwoniella shivajii is the source of this 2289-nucleotide messenger RNA. Its product is annotated as mitochondrial division protein 1. Gene Ontology annotation, molecular function: protein binding. The transcript is spliced from 7 exons. The record is from RefSeq and is a predicted model, not a curated record. The coding region runs from base 1 to 2289 and encodes 762 amino acids. NCBI's taxonomy places the organism in Eukaryota, Fungi, Basidiomycota, Tremellomycetes, Tremellales, Cryptococcaceae.